Clupea harengus (Atlantic herring) is the source of this 1557-nucleotide messenger RNA. It is a transcript of the gene c8hxorf58, whose product is annotated as chromosome 8 CXorf58 homolog. Lineage: Eukaryota; Metazoa; Chordata; Actinopteri; Clupeiformes; Clupeidae. The record is from RefSeq and is a predicted model, not a curated record.
UAACCCUCUAUAGGGUAAUUUCAUGAGUAUGCUGUUGCCAUAACAACACACGUCCACAACCCCUAGCAAGCGAUGCCAAGACUAACUACAAUGUUAACAAAAACUAUUUAUCGCACUUACAUACAUACGUGCAUGGACUGAUUGGAAAAUAUACAAUUUGGCCAGUGGAGAAAGAAGGAAUUUACUUAGCUGUCUUGUCCUAGCGAGCACUAAAUAACGGUGCUGAUGGAUUCUAACGUUAGGAGAGCUGUCUGACUCCUGCGGUCCUGCGCCAGCUAAACCCCCGAGAGGCUCAACUGCUCUCCGAUUCCAGCAUGCACUGCAAGGUGCGCUUCAGGUUCUGUGGGUCUCAGUUCCCCCCCGUCAUCGUCUUUAAGAUCUUCCAGUGCGGCGGAGGACAGCACUACAUUUCUGGGAAGAAAAUCUUCAGGCCAUCCAAUCAGGCCACACCCCAGACCUGCAGGAUCAUGGGAAACAGGAAGUUCCUGGACCUGCUGGUCACCGAUGAGCUGCAGCGGCGAGGGCGGAGCGUGGCGGAGGCGGCCCACGUCGUCUGCAUGAGGGACUUCAUGCAGUACUCCAGUCAUCUUGACGAACUGCCGGCAUAUCUUGGUGGCCGUAGCAACUGCUGGCGUACCCUGAGACUCCGCCCUCUUCCUGGCCCCGCCCCAAACCACAGCCGUGUGGACUCAGGCAGAGCUGGCCCAGUGGGCAUGCUGAGACGAGACUUCCUGUCGGGAGCGGCUCCGGCUGACGUGACUGCAGAGGACGCAGGCUUACUGGGAGGAGGAGGAGUUAGAACACUCAGAUCUCCAGCUGCUCCUCCCUCGUCUGUUGCUUCGGUUCUCGUCUCCGAGAGGAUUCACUCCAGUCGGCUGACCCCCUCUUCCUCACGGGCGUCAUCGGCAGCCUCUUCCUCACAGAGAUCCGGAAGAUUCCACCGCAACGUCUCCAUGAAGAUGCGUAAGCUGUACAUCACUGGCCACCGUGAUGAAACUGUCGAAAAGAGCUCAGAGUCACCAGCAGAGGUAGAGCCAGCGGCAUCUCGGCUGGGUGAGGAUGAAGAGGCGUGGUUUAACACAAGCCCCUCCUAUUUAUCAAACAGUUCAGACUGGGAGGAGGAACAGGAAGAAGCGGAGAGACUGUGUGAUUGGUCGAGGCAUUUGGGGGAGGAGUUUGAGCCAAUGAUUUGAUGAUGUUGAUUUAAUGCUUAUUGUUUCAAUGGCUUAUGGAGUAAAAGAUAAUUGUGUAACAAGACACACUGAAUACAGUUAUUUGUACAUCAUUCUGAUAGAUAUAUUCUCUACUCAUAUGGGGUUCUAUGUCUAUGAAAUAAUAAACAUUCACCCAUUGUUUACCCACCACAGAAUACCUUCAGUGGGUUCUGUGUGUGAACUGAGGUAUAUAGGUACACUGUGUGUGUCUAGAUGGUGGCGAGUCCUACAGUUGAGAGCAGUCCCACCUGCAUGCACUGAGUGACGGACAGCUGCUGUUUGGGCUGGGUAUAUGGGGGGGGGACCUCCCCCACUCACUAAAAAUAACUCACUCACUCAGUCA